This is a messenger RNA of Poecilia reticulata (guppy), 2231 nucleotides long. Lineage: Eukaryota; Metazoa; Chordata; Actinopteri; Cyprinodontiformes; Poeciliidae. The record is from RefSeq and is a predicted model, not a curated record.
CAGCCAGUGGCGCGCGCCGACUCAUCCUUCACGGGGAACGCGCUUUCAUGGCACGAGCGCGCGCGAAGCGGUGUGCAGAUGUGUCGCAGAUUUUGUAAAGUCACUGGACGCGUGCUGAGGAAGUCGCUCCAGAUAAACCGGCCUCUGAAAGUGGGAGCAAACCGAAGAGGCGACAGAGAAGAGGAGAGGACGGAGCCGAGGCACGCGCCCUCAAUAGCAGUUUACCGUUAGCUUAGUUUGUGAGGGAGAAGGACGUUAGUUUGACAGUUAAAUCCCCACGGAGGAUUGGUGCGCACAAGCGAUGGAGCUCUCUGCCAUUGGAGAGCAAGUGUUUGCCGUGGAAUCAAUUCUGAAGAAAAGACUUCGAAAGGGUAAUGUGGAGUACCUGCUGAAGUGGAAAGGAUGGCCUCCGAAGUACAGCACCUGGGAACCUGAGGAGCACAUCCUGGACCGGCGCCUGGUGCAGGCGUUCGAGGACAAAGAAGAGAGAGACAGAGUCAUUGGCCACAGGAGGAAAGGGGCCAAGUCAAAACGACUCCUACUGCAGAACACCGUUUACACCAUGGAUCUCCGCAGCGCUCACAAGAUUCCCGCCAAGCCUCCCCCUCGCCUGCGUCUCUCUCUGACGCGCUCCCUGGUUCCUGACGAUGAGGAGGAUGAGGAUGAGGAAGACGCCUGCGUUCCUUCUCGAACGCAAGCAGCGCAUCGAAAGAGCAAGCAGAGCAGACGACUUAGCCUCCAGAGACCCUCACAAGAGGCCUGGGAGGAGGAGGACGAAGAAGAAGAGGAAGAGGAGGAUGAGAAAGAAGAAGAGGAGGAAGAGAAGAAGAACAGUGCAGAGGAUAGUGAACACAGAGAGGAAGAGGAGGCUGAGAUGGGAGAAGGUGUUUUUAUCGGACACAGGGGCCCAGAUACCUGGAGCACAGCAGUGGGGUCCUGCGGCGCGGCCGCGUCAGACAAACUGUGGCAACCCAUGGUGUGCCCAGGAGAGGUGACGGUCACAGACGUCACCCUCAACGCCCUCACAGUGACCUUCAGGGAGUCCAGAGCGGCCAGAGGAUUCUUCCGGGACUGGGGCCUGGAGGUGUGGGAGCAGGGUCAGGAGGGGUGCUGAUGCCUAUCUCCAGCUGUCAACGUCAAGUACACCCUGAACAGGUCACCAGUCCAUCACAGGGAGGGUUCUCCCACAUCCACUAAAUAAUGCAGAUCAAACUGUUAUCGUCACCAAGUUACCUAGAACAUGGAGAAAGAAUCAGCUUGUAACAGAGAAAGAUGUAGUCAGAAGAGGGAAUUUUAAGCAAAACAAUGUUUUUGUAUUUCCGGUGAACUGAGAACCCUCAGGGUCUAAAUGUAACCAAACUCUCGAGUUGUGUUCAUUUUUCUUUCCCCCUCCAUGGUUUCAGAUUCUGUAUCUAACAGUAAAGUGUGUCAAAUUUAACACCACAACAACCUCAAGGACCCAUUAGCUAUCUGAUGCUAAUGCGGAGCUGAUGAGGAGGAAAACUCAUCAGCUAGCACCUAGCUAACUUUUUAACAGCUAACUAGGUGCUAUAUUUGUAUUUCUUUACAUAAUGAUCAACAUACUUCAUUAAUUGAACAUUUAAUACCCAAUCCAACUUAUUUUGAAAGAAUAUUUUCUCACUUGAAAUUGUGUAAUUCAUAGCAAAAUAUUAGCUUAAAAUGCAGCCAUUUUAGACAUAAGGCGAAGAAAUGCACUUUCUAACAUAUCAGAUUGAAUCAGAGCUCUAAUGAUGAACUAGAAGGGAUCUGGGUGAGUCCAUGUGAAGAAGAGGAGUCCUCUGUGCAUGAAAACACAGCCACCGGUUCCUCUCUUCUACCCUAAUCUAACCAGGCUUUAUCCUGGACUCAGACAUGUUGUACAGUCCAAAACUGUAGUUUGUUGUACUCCAAACUACCUAAUCUGGUUUUGUAGCGUUUCAAAGUCUACUGAGAGACGAUUCGAUCUGCCCACAUGCCUCUCUCCUCUAACGCGACGCACAGCGUAGUUUCUCUCAACCACCCAGCUCUAUGUCAUGAAAACAUAAAGCAGAAGGCACAAACGGACCGAACUCUGAAACUAGAUGACAGAAUGUUAAACACAGUCACACUGGUGUGUGUCCAUCAGAGCUUUACCAGAAACUUUCAUUACAGUUUCAGAAUUUCAGCGUUACGAUUGUGUAACGUUACCAGGCUCAUGUAUUUGGUUUUAUCUGCUUUUUGCAGCUUUAGAU